Cucumis sativus (cucumber) is the source of this 1161-nucleotide messenger RNA. Its product is annotated as protein TIFY 9. Bases 122 to 676 code for a protein of 184 amino acids. Gene Ontology annotation, cellular component: nucleus. Lineage: Eukaryota; Viridiplantae; Streptophyta; Magnoliopsida; Cucurbitales; Cucurbitaceae. The record is from RefSeq and is a predicted model, not a curated record. Gene Ontology annotation, biological process: response to wounding; regulation of jasmonic acid mediated signaling pathway; regulation of defense response. The transcript is spliced from 7 exons.
UUUAAAUUUCUUUUUCCCCCAAAGCAAAAAAAUUGAUUCAAUUCCCUCUUCCUCUUUCUCUUCUUCUUCUCCUCCUUCUUCUUCUUCUUCUCCUCCAUCCUCACUUUCCUUCAUUCCCGCCAUGGCUAGGGCAACUGUUGAGCUUGAUUUCUUCGGUCUCGAGAAGGAGGCUUCCUCCAAGUCUCAGUUUCACUCUCUCCUUCAUCGCAAGAGAAGUUUUCGAGGCAUUCACAACGCCAUUUCCAAGAUCGAUCCUCAGCUUCUCAAAUCUGUCAUUGGCUCUGCCUCCAUUUCUCUGCCUCCUACUCCUGAAGCUGCUGCUAACCACAACGUCCUCUCGCCUUUGCCUCUCUAUACACCUCUCUACAGGCCUACUGCUUCUGAAUCGCUUCAACAUACAUCUCAGAUGACUAUCUUUUACAACGGAACUGUUGCCGUUUUUGACGUUCCUCGUGAUAAGGCUGAGAACAUUCUGAAACUUGUUGCGGAAGGAAAAGCGGAAGGCAAUCCUACGGUUGCUAUUCCAUCCACCGACCACCAGCAACACUUGCUUGCAUCUCUUGAUGGAGAUCUUCCAAUUGCAAGAAAGAAGUCGCUUCAGAGAUUCUUAGAGAAGCGUAAGGAGAGGUUGACUACGGCUUCACCAUAUGCAUUCCCCUGCCCCCACCUAACUUAGAUGAUGGAGAAGAUCAAAUCAACAUUACGCGUUUUCUGACACAGAUAAAUCUCUCUUUUGCCUUUAGUUAAGAAAAAUAUUCAAAAGGAUAUAUAUAUAUAUAUAUAUAUAUAUAUAUUAUAUAUGAUCUUAUUUUUAUGCCCCGGAGGUUACGGUAGCAACUUCCUUUUGGACUUCCUUUGUAUAGCCAUAGGCCCAUAGGCCACAUAAUGUUAUAGCAACUUAGUGGUAUUGGGGGUAGAGAGUUCUUCGACUUUGAUUGAUAAUCCCUUGUUAUUUUGUUUUUUUGUUAUUUUUAAUUUUAUAUGAUAGCUACCUGACUUUUUCUAAUUUGCUAUUUCUUUCAAUUGUUAUUGAAUUCCAACUUUAUGGCUUCUAUUUGGGAUUUUGAAGAAUCAGAAAUGUUUGUGGAACUUUGAUCCUUUGAAUACUAGAUUUGAUUGUUAUUAUUAUUAAUAAUAAUUCUCGUAGACUUUUGAAGUCAA